AUGACGCACGCCAGGUUCAACUUCUACCCGCGCUGCCCCAGGCCGGACCUCGUCCUCGGCCUGAAGCCCCACUCCGCCACCUCCUGCUCCGACUUGGCGUCCGAGGACGCCAGCGCUGGAGGAGGUGGCGGUGCUGGAGCCGUGGAGGGGUGGGGCGGAGAGCGCGGCGGCGAUGUUCGGCCCUCACGCGGGCGGGAAGGGGGAGCAUCGGCGCUAGGCGGAAGCGGCGGCGGCGGCUGCGGCGGCGGCGGGGUAGGCAAAGCCAAUACUGCACCUAACCAGGAUGAAAGCUCUCUCUCGGUAACGAUCUCCAAGGCGGCGGCCUCCGCCGCCACCGCGCCGGCGUUCUUGCCACGCGCGGCCACGACGACGUCGGCUCGGCAGAUGGGGCACCGGGGGCAGAGAAGCUAG
Panicum hallii is the source of this 411-nucleotide messenger RNA. Its product is annotated as rRNA 2'-O-methyltransferase fibrillarin-like. Lineage: Eukaryota; Viridiplantae; Streptophyta; Magnoliopsida; Poales; Poaceae. The transcript is spliced from 2 exons. Bases 1 to 411 code for a protein of 136 amino acids. The record is from RefSeq and is a predicted model, not a curated record.